AAAUAAUGUAAAUGCGCAUAUAGGAUAGGCAAAAAAAAAAACAAUAAAAUUAAUCAAAUAUUUGAGUUAUUUCUUGAGCAUAAAUUUGGACGUAAAUAGACAAAUAGGAAUACAGAAACAUAAACAUAAACAAAAAUAGUGCUGAUCCUCUUGAAUUCUCUUAUUUGAACAUAAAACUUUAAAUUUGCCGCAGGAAAAUUUAAUUGCAUUUAAUAGAAAAUAACAAUGUUGUGGCAACUCUGAAUCAAACCAUUGAUUGAUCAUCGAAAUAUAACAUUUCAAGAAUUCUUAAAAAUUGUGUCGAAAUAAAUGAAUGAAGAAUAUUUUUAAAGUAAAAUUAAUGUUAAUAAUAAUUAAAAAAAAAAUUAAAGUAUCAUAGUAUAAUAUAAGAAGUAAUAGUGAACAAUUUAAAAUUAAUAUUUGAAGAACAAUUAUCACGUCAGAAUGUCUUCAUAUGAUAUAAGUGAUAUACCAUUAUAUAAAUUCUGUUAAAAAAUUUAAUUUAUUCUUUAACAUCAAUAUGAAAAUCUCUUAUUAUUAAAACAAAUCAAUUUGUUUGAUAAUUAAAAUAAUUAAUAUUAAUAUAAACAUUUUGAGAUUAAACAAAAAUGACAAUUGAUUUAUCAACAAUACCACUUGUUGCUUUAUCUAUUGAAUCUAUACAAGUUGUUUCAUCAUUAUUAAAUUCGCCAAAAAUUAUUCCUUGCGAAAAUAAUUUACCAAGAGAUUGGAGAGGUCUCGCUCAUUUAUGCGAAUUAGGCGGAGAAUUAAUGCCCUUACUUAUAUCACAUCCAGAUCCAACUGCAUAUAUUUUAACAUAUUGGAAAAAAAAACAAAAAAAUAUUACAAUUAAAGAUUUUCAAAAUUUGUUAGAAAAAAUUGAUAGAUGGGAUAUCCUAGAUGAUACAUUAAAGCUUUUUGUAAGAGAUGGUGAAAAAUAUUUAGAACAAUUACAAAAGUCUCAAACAUCAGCUGAAAAAAUUGAAAAUGACAUUGAGAUAGAAAUUCUUACUGUAGAUGAUUUCUAUAGGAAAGAGCAAGGACUAUCGAAACAAAAUUAUGAUGCAUUUAUAUUAUAUGCCGAUGAAGACAUUAAAUUUGCUAAUGAAAUGGUGGAUAAACUUGAGAAAGAAUAUAAUUUGAAGCUUUGUUUAAAAGAUCAAUUACUUGGUGGAAUUACAUUUGAACAUGAAGCAGUAAUGAAAUUAAUAUCAGAAAGAUGUAAUAGGCUAAUUAUUAUUAUAUCACCGAAUUUUCUUAAAAGUCCAGCAAAUAAAUUCUUUUUGAAUUAUGCUCAAGCAUUGGGCAUUGGAAAUCAACAAAGAAAGAUCAUACCAUGUUUAUAUGAAAGAUGUCAAUUACCACCUCAAUUACAAUUUAUGGUCAUAUUAGAUUAUAAUAAAUUGGUUUCAUAUAACUUCUGGGGAAAAUUAAGAGAUUCCGUACAAGUAUCAAAUAAAAUGAAAGAAAAUCUAAAUAUUUCUCCCAUAAAAAAUGACAGCAAUUUGAAUGUGAAUAAUGAUAAAAAUAAUGAAAAUGAUAAAGAUAAACAAAAUACAAGUAAUGUAGAAAGAAAGGUUGAAAUAGAAAAACUUCAAAUACAAAAUAAAAAACAAAUAUUUGAUACAAAGGAAAAUUCAAACCAAUUUGAAUUUGUCAGUAUAAAUAAUAAUUCAAAGAAUAAUAAAAAACACAAUCAUUUUUUACUAUGGUCUAAAAUGUGGUCUAAAAAAGGAGAAAAUAAUAAAAAAGAAGAUGCUUCAAUUACAAAAACAGUUAGUUUACCAUCUAUUGAAUCUUUGGAUACGUUAAAUUCAACAGAUUUAAUAGAAAAAAAGAAUAAAACAAGACUUAUUGAUAAAUAUAUAAAAAAGUGCAAUUUAUUAAGUUAAUACUUUUAAAAUACUUAUU
Molecule: messenger RNA, 1911 nt
Organism: Apis laboriosa (Himalayan honeybee)
Lineage: Eukaryota; Metazoa; Arthropoda; Insecta; Hymenoptera; Apidae
Gene: Myd88
Product: myeloid differentiation primary response protein MyD88-A
Exons: 7
Coding region: 609-1892 (427 amino acids)
Biological process (GO): MyD88-dependent toll-like receptor signaling pathway; positive regulation of canonical NF-kappaB signal transduction; Toll signaling pathway
Cellular component (GO): plasma membrane
Molecular function (GO): TIR domain binding; Toll-like receptor binding
Source: RefSeq, a predicted model, not a curated record